CUGAGAGUGAUGGUGCAAGAACAUCUAUUCCCAGUCACGAUGUUGACCCUUCCUCACUUGGUGUGCUCUGUGUAUUACAGUGUGAUCAAAUGUCAUGAGUGGCUAUGUGAAAUUGCACAUGUCCUGCAUCGUGAUGUCAGUCUGAACAACGUUAUGUGGCGGGCAAAGAACAACGAGGUCUAUGGUGUCCUAAACGACUACGACCUUGCAAUCAUGAUGGACGAUCAUUCCAGGGAAGCUUCAUCGAAUCAGCGGACAGGCACACGACCAUACUUGGCAAGAGAUUUCCUUUGCGACCUACCUCCUCGCCAUCUUCCACGUCAUGACAUUGAAUCCUUUGUCUAUGUUAUGGUGGCCCAUUUGUCACGUUAUGAGCAGGGCAAGGUGAUACAGCCAGAGCCACUAGAGGAUUGG
Molecule: messenger RNA, 414 nt
Organism: Cantharellus anzutake
Lineage: Eukaryota; Fungi; Basidiomycota; Agaricomycetes; Cantharellales; Hydnaceae
Exons: 2
Biological process (GO): protein phosphorylation
Molecular function (GO): protein kinase activity; ATP binding
Source: RefSeq, a predicted model, not a curated record